Molecule: messenger RNA, 2427 nt
Organism: Cimex lectularius (bed bug)
Lineage: Eukaryota; Metazoa; Arthropoda; Insecta; Hemiptera; Cimicidae
Gene: Doa
Product: serine/threonine-protein kinase Doa
Exons: 10
Coding region: 392-2371 (659 amino acids)
Biological process (GO): protein phosphorylation
Cellular component (GO): nucleus
Molecular function (GO): ATP binding; protein kinase activity
Source: RefSeq, a predicted model, not a curated record
UAACUUGAAUCAAAUUCUUAGGUAACCUUAUAUGAGACACGUCAUUGCUAAGAGGAUUUCUUUUUUUUUCUCCCGAUUUGUGCCAAAUACCACACGGUCAACUCACUCAACACAUUAUUAACAAGCGAAAGGAAUUGUUUUAUCUCAUCUCUCCCCCUUUUCCCCUUGUAUCACGGAAGUCUCAUCUAGGAAUAUAAAAACAGCUCCAUUAUCCGCCGCCCUUGUUUGAAAGAAAGAGACGGUUAAAUCGGAGGCAAUAUAAAUGGUAGUUUGGCGUAACUGUUGGACACUCGCCCUGAGUUUGUUUUAUUAAUAGAUAAGGGAGCGAGUUGGCAGUGCCGUCGUGUUUUUGAGGGAAGGAAGGUGCAGGCGAUAGAAUGAGAGCCGAGGGAUGGGAUCCAGAAACGAGGGAAGGUCUUCUAGAUACUCGAGAUCGUCGACGGUUAGUGUCGCUCAGCUUUUCACCGAUUCGUGUUCCAACCUGAUACAGAGGAUCGCCUCACGGGUCCGAGGGCCGUCCGCGAGUGCCGACACCCUCCAUAGAUCGAGGAACAAAGCGGAAGACGAGACGCCCCUAUCUAUGCGUAAACCGACGGCACCCCUACCUCCGGAAGACGAACCUUCCACCUCCACCACCACCUCCACUUCCAGGAGCAUGCGGUCUAACUACAACGGAUCACUCGCGAGAAGUACUACGAACUCGUCUCUGGCCGGCAGGAGGAAGCACACAAACGACGACGACUAUUCCAAGCGUUGGAUGACCGAUAGCGUCUACAGACUGACCAGUGUGAAAAAAGAGAAGAAUCACAGCCCCCUGAGAGAGGAAAGGAGGCGUAGAAGAGCUGCCGAAGACGCCACGAGGAGAAAAAGUGCCACGUCCAAUUUGCCGAAAGAAGAAAAACUAGCGAGGAGCGCAACGACGGUAGUCUUGGCAGAAAAAGCGUACCCAUAUGUCUCCACUUUGCAGACCCAGUCGCCCCCGGGACAACGCGAAAAGACUCCCUUCAGGAGACGGCGUUUACGUCAAAACGACGUCGUCGUCGAUAUCCAGACAGACGAAGGACAAAUGUCCGAACGGGCCGCGAAACGAAAAGAAAUCCAGUCACUCAUAUUGAAAUACUGCACUGUUGACGACGGUAAUACGACAAAUCAUCAACAGCCUCAGCAACAACAACAGCAACAACAACAACAUGUCACCGUUUUAGAAAAGUGCCAGCAAAAAUACUCGUCUUUUUUGAAUCCACGCGUAGCCAGCCCAACUACCAGAGCGCCUUCAAUCCAAGACGAUAGUGACGGCCACCUGAUAUACCGCCAUGGGGACAUACUCCAGAGCAGAUACAAGAUCCAGGCAACUUUAGGAGAAGGAACGUUUGGAAAAGUUGUCAAAGUUAAAGACCUUCAGACAGAUGAGAUCUAUGCUUUAAAAAUUAUAAAAAAUGUUGAAAAGUACAGAGAUGCAGCAAAACUCGAGAUCAAUGUACUUGAGAAACUUGCUGAGAAAGAUCCUAUGAGUAAACACUUGUGUGUACGAAUGAUUCAUUGGUUUAAUUAUCAUGGGCACAUCUGUAUAGCAUUUGAGAUGCUUGGUCUCAGUGUUUUUGACUUCUUGAAGGAAAACAACUACCAGCCGUACACUUUAGAUCAAGUCCGUCAUAUAACAUACCAGGUGUGCUACGCAGUUAAAUUUCUUCAUGACAACCAACUGACACACACUGAUCUCAAACCAGAGAACAUUUUACUUGUAGAUUCAGAGUAUGAAGUUGUUUUCAACGGAAAAAAGAAAAGAGAUGUGAGGAGGUUGAAAAAUUCUGAAGUUCGACUCAUUGACUUUGGCAGUGCAACCUUUGACCACGAACAUCAUAGCACUAUAGUGUCGACGAGACAUUACAGAGCCCCUGAAGUCAUACUUGAGUUAGGUUGGUCACAGCCGUGUGAUAUUUGGUCAAUUGGGUGCAUCAUGUUUGAGCUAUACCUUGGAAUUACACUGUUCCAAACACAUGACAAUAGAGAACAUCUUGCCAUGAUGGAACGAAUCCUGGGAACAAUCCCGUACAGAAUGGCUAGGAAAACAAAAACUAAAUAUUUCUAUCAUGGUAAAUUAGACUGGGAUGAAAAGAGUUCGGCAGGAAGAUAUGUUCGUGAUAAUUGUAAACAGCUCUAUAGGUAUAUGAUGAGUGAUGAUGAUGACCACAAACAACUUUUUGACUUGAUCAGCCGGAUGCUUGAAUAUGAUCCAGCUGACCGAAUCACGCUGGCCGAAGCACUUAAGCACCCUUUCUUUGACAAGAUUCCCCGGGAUAAGAGAUUCAGUGACAAGCACGAUAUACGUGAUUCCAUCAAAGACACAAGGAGUCAUUCGUUAAGCAGAUGAGGCAGAUUUCUGCCAGUUACCUACUGGCCAACUAGUGAAACUUCGCUCCAGGAACC